AUGAAUUUUUUGAAGAAAUUUCUAGGUUCUUCUCCUAAGGAUGAUCUAUCAAUUAUUCCAUCAGGUCAAUUGUUUUUGAAAAGAAGCUUGGGAUCACCAAAGUCUGCAAGCGAGUGCUUGUAUACUGAUGCUGCGGCUUCAGUGCGUGAAACUUCGGCACCACAUAACUAUCAACUUGUUGUUCAAAGGGCCUUUGAAGAAGGAGAGGAACAAUUGAAAGGGGAUGAUGAUGAAGAAGAUGAUGAUUUCGCUGAAUCACAAGAUGAAAGAGUGUUCUUACUUGAUAAAUCAUUAGAAAUAUAUCAAACAAAUAGAAGUGGUUCCAUAGUUGUCUCCUGGCUAAACAGAGACGGUGAUGAUGGUGAAAGAUUUGAAUUCGUCGUUGAUGAAAGUAUUAAAUCAAGUGAAGUUGAUCAAUUCAUGAAAACUGUGUAUUCAUGUGAAUACGAAAGAAAGUACAACAAGUCAUCCGCGGGUGUCUUAACAGAACAAUUACAGGAGUUCAUUAUAGAUCCUGAACUAGAAACUGUUGAACAAUCCAUCACUAAGAAAGGUCUUGUGACAGCUGUUUCUGAUGAUGAAGAGGAAGCUGAAGAUUCUAUUUAUGAAGAUGCAGAUGAAUCCAAGUCAGCAAUUCGUGCUACUAAGCUCACUCCUUCUUCUCCAGUAAAAGGGUCAUCAAAAGCUGAAGCUGAAGAGACGGAAAUCAAGGAAGAUGUCAAAGAACCAACAGGAGAAUCUAUUGUUGAAGUUAAAGGUGAAUUGCGUUUGUAUGAUCCAACUACGGAAAGCUUCUCAUUACAGGAUAGUAAAGCGGACGUCUCAGUCUUAGAUUUGGGAAAGUUUGAUUAUUGGUUAUCUAUAAAUGGUGAAUCUGGACUAAAAUUAGGUACAAAUAUCACCUCAGAGUUGAAUCCAGUUUUCAAUUAUGAAUUAUUAUCAUUUGUGUUCAACUAUGAAACUGCUAAAGAUGAAGUAUUCUCGUGGUUGUUGAGAUUUGACUCGCCAGAGUCCUUGUUAUCAUUUCAGACUGGUUAUAUGAGAGCUGCUUAUGAAGGUGCUAAUAAAAUUAAAUGGUCUAAAGCGGAACAAAGUGAAAGAAAAUACGUCUUAGAUGCCUUCAAAACAAAUGAUCAAGAUGAGGAAAUGGAUGGUUAUACAAUCAAUGAGGAAGAAGAAGAAGAAGAAGAGGAAGAUUAUGAUGAAGAACAAGAACAAAUAUCAAAACCAAUCAAUCUCCGUACCGGUUUGAGAAAAGAAAACUUUUCUGAUUCUGAAGAUGAGGAUGAAGAGCAAAAUAAGGAUUACUUUAAAGGCUCACAUAAUAAGAACUUGACUGUUGCUUAUAAGAAUGACCGUUCAUAUGUUACUAGAGGUGAUCGUAUUGGUGUUUUCAAAACUACAGAAGAUGAUGAGCUUGAGUUUGCUACUGCCAUUGAAAACUUAUCUAUUGGUGAUAAAAAAUCGUUCAAUCCUUCCAAAAUGAUGUUACAUACUGAAGAUCGUGCUUUGGUUAUGCAAGGAGAAGAUAAAGAUAAACUUUAUAGAAUGGAUCUUGAAUAUGGUAAAAUCGUUGAUGAAUGGAAAGUUAAAGAUGAUCUAUCAGUUGUUGAUUUUGGACCAUCAAAGAAAUUUAACCAAUUGACCGGUGAACAAACCUUUUUGGGUAUAUCUGAUAAAGGUUUAUUCAAAAUUGAUCCAAGGGUUAAUGGUAAUAAACUGGUUGAAAGUGAAUAUAAAUCAUAUGCUACAAAGAACGAUUUCAGUGCAUUUGGUACUACAGAAAACGGUCACAUUGCUGUUGCUUCCAAUAAAGGUGAUAUAAGAUUAUACGAUAGAUUAGGUAUCAGAGCCAAGUCAUUGAUCCCAGCUAUUGGUGAUUCCAUUAAAUAUGUUGAAACUUCUGCAGAUGGUAAGUGGAUCUUGGCCACAUGUAAAACAUAUUUGAUCUUAAUCGAUGCAAUGAUCAAAGAUGGUGCAAACGCUGGUCAAUUGGCAUUUAAGAAAUCAUUUGGUAAAGAUGGUGUUCCAAAAUACAGAACGUUGAGAUUAUCACCAGAGCAUGUCGCUUCUAUGCAACAGUUAAGUGGUCAGCCAUUAGAUUUCAAAAAGGCAACAUUCAAUACAGGUUUCAAUGUCAAAGAACAAACUAUUAUUUCUGGUUCUGGUCCAUAUGCUAUCCAAUGGUCACUAAACAAAAUUUUACGUGGUGAUGCUGAACCUUAUAAGAUCUUGAGAUACUCUUCUAAUGUUGUUGCUGAUAGUUUCAAGUUUGGUACCGACAAAAACGUUAUUGUUGCGUUGGAAGAUGAUGUUGGUAUUGUCAAUAAAAGAGCUUUCCGUAAGCCAGAUAGACAAUCAUUGGCUUAUAAUCCACGUAAAGGUGCUUUUUGA
Messenger RNA from Hansenula ciferrii, 2394 nucleotides. It is a transcript of the gene VID27, whose product is annotated as Vid27p. Bases 1 to 2394 code for a protein of 797 amino acids. Gene Ontology annotation, cellular component: nucleus; cytoplasm. The transcript has a single exon. The record is from RefSeq and is a predicted model, not a curated record. NCBI's taxonomy places the organism in Eukaryota, Fungi, Ascomycota, Saccharomycetes, Phaffomycetales, Wickerhamomycetaceae.